GGUUGUAAACAUCAGUGGUCUGUGGUGUUAUUGCGUAGAGCUUAAGGUUGCAGUUUGACAUUCGAGUUCUUAAACGUUGUCGCUGCAGUUGCGUUCAAAAUCAGUUUUGUUGUAACUGUCAAUGGAGAAAUGUUUCACGAAGUGGCUUGCACUUCAAAAGAAGACACUGUAUUUUUGGUCCACUGGCACACACAGAUGCAGAUUUUCCCGAUUAUUAAGUUCUUCAGAAGUUUCGACAGCUUUGCGACCAUUUUAUUUUUCUGUGCAUCCUGACCUCUUUGGUCAGUAUCCAACUGAGAGGACUGUGAAUGAAAAUUCUCUCAAACAACUUAAUUCAUACCUCGAACUGCUGCAGCAAAAGCGACCAACAAGGCCAGCAACACUUACUUUUUAUCUGAGGUCUCAGAGUCCUAGUUAUGACAACACUGUAAAAGGUUUGUUUCGAACAGUGAAGAUUAAUCUUUCACACAGAGAUUUACGAAAAACUGUACAUGGUAUUUUAAAGACGUGUAACUUACCAACUGCCUAUGUAGAGAGAAUACCUGAAAAAUCUGAAACCACAAGUCCAAAUGAAUUCAAGUUUGAUGCAGUAAAAUUUGAACAGAACGAUCCCAUGUAUGGAAGCUACAUUCUUAAAAGUAAAAUUAAAAAAGCAAAGGAAACAGAAACAUUAAGGUCCUGGCUGGAGGAAAACGUAACUGUGGCUCGAGAGAAGCUGGCUGCUAGAAAGCCUGUAAGAACAGAAAUUGUAAGACUACAGGAUACAUUAAGAAAAUCUUUGGGCCUUAAAGCAAUAUUGUGGGACUGUGGCUGGAAUGUGACACACUUUCGUGGUUGCUUGCAAAGUUUCCAGGCAUUGGUACGAAACCAUCCUGAAAUUGUUGGUGCUCUACAAGGAAGAACACUGCUGUUUGGUAAUGACACUGGAGUGAGUCUGGAUGGACAUAUUAUGCUCAACAGUGGAGAAGUUAGGCACAAUUGGCUAGAUCUAAUAAAAAAUUUGCACAAACAAGAUGAUGCUCUUCUACGCAUCCCUGCAUUUGAAAAGGCUGUAUCAAGGGUCCUUAAGGAUAUCAAAGUUGUAAGAAGGAAAUUUCAGCCAAAAGUGAUGGCAAAGCACUAUGAAAACCAUUUACGUCGUCUUAUGACAUCUCUUGGUGACUACAGAGGAAGAACUGGCUAUCCUAGGCACUGGCCCAACACACUGGAAAACUAUGAAUUAGUUGUAGAAACGGAAGCAGGCCCAUUGAUGCUGUCUCCUACUGGGCAGUUCAUAGUUCCUGCAUCAUGCCCUGGUUUUCUUGUUGUCAAUUUUAUAGACGGAAACAUGGAAAAAGCUGAACAACUCCUUGUCUGCUACCAACAUGACAAGCAUAUUGAACGAGACCUCUGUAAACAGUGUGAAGAGGUAUUUCAAUUGGAAGCCCUACAGAAAGAUGACAACAUAACACCUGAAUUAAUGAUAGAAUGUUGUACUCAGUUGCUGAAGAACUUGGAUGUCCUUGUACCAGUCCUGAAAGGUGUGCACUUGUGGGUUACAAACUAUUAUUCAGUUCUCUCUGGCGGAGAAAUGUGUAUACCGUGGAAUUGGAAACUCUGAUUUUUUUUAUCAUAGAGUUCUUGAUUAAUGAGAGAAAUAUCUUAAAUAUGUGUAGAAUGAAGAAUGAUAAUGUUAUUUGACAAUAUGGCUUUACUUAACUCUGUAGCAAGUAAAUUAUUGUGAACCAUAUAAAUAUAAUCUGUAUAGUAUUACAUGAAUGCUCAGAAUGUGAAAGGAAAGAUAAAUUGUUACAGAAUAUGUUUUUGUAUCACAGUGUACCUGAAAAUUAAAAUAGUUGUAUACGUUGAA
Molecule: messenger RNA, 1849 nt
Organism: Schistocerca nitens (vagrant locust)
Lineage: Eukaryota; Metazoa; Arthropoda; Insecta; Orthoptera; Acrididae
Product: T-cell activation inhibitor, mitochondrial-like
Exons: 10
Coding region: 122-1600 (492 amino acids)
Cellular component (GO): mitochondrion
Source: RefSeq, a predicted model, not a curated record